Molecule: messenger RNA, 2636 nt
Organism: Megalobrama amblycephala (Wuchang bream)
Lineage: Eukaryota; Metazoa; Chordata; Actinopteri; Cypriniformes; Xenocyprididae
Gene: hs2st1b
Product: heparan sulfate 2-O-sulfotransferase 1b
Exons: 7
Coding region: 318-1388 (356 amino acids)
Cellular component (GO): membrane
Molecular function (GO): heparan sulfate 2-sulfotransferase activity
Source: RefSeq, a predicted model, not a curated record
GGAGGACUAAAAUCCCUGUGUUGAGUGACGCAGGAGAGCAGUGGACGAUUGGAGCAGCGCUGAUGUGCAACAACUAAGACCGAGAGUCAAGAGUCCAGGGUUUUAACAGAAUAACACAUUCUGAUAACAGAUGAGCGUCUGAAAUGCCCUUGUUUGCACUGAUGUAUUCGGUUACCACAUCCAUAACUUUACUGUGUUCUCUGCGCAUAAUCGAGAUCAUCUGUCCGGAGUCGAUAUUACUGCUCCAGUAACGGAUUGAUCCACGCUUCUCAUUCACAUUUUACGGCAUGACAUGUAGAUAAUCAUCCGAUAUUUUGAUGGGGCUCCUGAGGAUCAUGAUGCCACCCAAGUUCCAGCUGCUGGCUGUUAUGGCGUUUGGAGUGGCGAUGCUUUUCAUUGAGAACCAGAUUCAGAAGCUGGAAGAGUCUCGGGCAAAGCUGGAGCGCACCAUGGCCAGACACGAGGUGCGAGAAGUGGAGCAGAGACAGACACGGGACAGCCUGCGGGACUCUCCAGCAUUGCCUGAAAUUGAGGAUCUGGUCAUCAUCUAUAACCGUGUGCCCAAGACUGCCAGCACAUCCUUCACCAACAUCGCAUAUGACCUGUGCGGAAAGAACCGCUUUCAUGUUCUCCACAUCAACACCACCAAGAACAAUCCGGUCAUGUCCCUGCAGGACCAGAUGAGGUUUGUAAGGAACGUGACGUCCUGGAGAGAAAUGAAACCAGGUUUCUACCAUGGCCAUGUCGCCUACUUGGACUUCACAAAGUUUGGUAUCAAGGGGAAGCCGGUUUACAUCAACAUUGUACGGGACCCCAUCGAGAGGUUGGUGUCUUACUACUAUUUUCUCCGAUUUGGAGAUGAUUAUCGGCCAGGUCUCAGACGGAGAAAGCAGGGGGACAAAAAGACGUUUGAUGAGUGUGUAUCGUCAGGAGGUUCUGAUUGCACUCCUGAGAAGCUUUGGUUACAGAUCCCGUUCUUCUGUGGCCAUUACUCGGAGUGCUGGAAUGUUGGCAGUAGGUGGGCUCUUGAGCAGGCCAAGUAUAAUUUGGUGAAUGAAUAUCUGCUUGUGGGAGUGACUGAGGAGCUGGAAGAUUUUAUCAUGAUGCUUGAGGCAGCGCUGCCACGUUUCUUCAGAGGAGCAACUGAGCUCUACCGCACAGGUAAGAAAUCUCACUUGAGGAAAACAAGCGAGAAGAAACCUCCUACUAAAGAGUCCAUCUCAAAGCUGCAGCAGUCCAACAUAUGGAAGAUGGAGAACGAGUUCUAUGAGUUUGCGCUGGAACAGUUUCAGUUUGUGCGUGCUCACAGCGUCAGGGAAAAAGAUGGAGAGCUUUACCUGCUGGCUCAGAACUUCUUUUACGAGAAAAUCUAUCCAAAAGUAAACUAGAGUAUACAUUAGCAUGGUCCAAGUGUCGUUUGGCCUGUUCAUGUAAUGUUCUGUCACUUUCACUGGGAAGAGAAGAAGAGGACAUCUAGAAUGUGGACAAAAUGCCUGGAGGUCCUAGACUAGAGGGCUUGAGGGAAAUAGAGCGUGUUUUUUUUGUUUGUUUGUUUUUUCUUUUCUUUUUGAGAGAGACUUUACACAGUGAUCACGAGGCUCGGUAUCGAGCCACUUUGAGCCCAGUAUCUUUUUAUGGACUUUCACAGCAGUGAAAAAACUUGUGACAUAAACAUCAAAUUAUCACAUAAUUCAUCAUGCCUUCCAAAAGAAAAUGACAGAAGCUUUUUGGCCAUCAGUCAUUGUUGAGAAAUAUGGAUUUUGAACAGGGUCAAAAGGGUACUUUUUGUACCAGACAUUUGGUACAUUAGGAGCACCUCCUUAUUUUACUACUAACUGUGGUUUUGUGAAUUCUUAACACUUUCUUGCAUUGUGUACAUUGAUUUUUAAUAGAAUGCCAUAAACAGUGUUUACAGACUUUAGUAAAGGUAUUGUAGCCAGAGGUUAGAAAGUGGUAAAACAGAUUUCAUAUCUGUACAAAUUGUAUUUACAUGUAUAUUUUAUGUAAUUGGACCAAAUGGUUGUAAGAAAUUCAAAGCUGUAGAGUUUAAAAUUAGUUAUUUAGAAAAUAGACACUUUUGAGAAUUCCACUGGUGCUUGCUUUCUUUUUUUUUUAUUGCUCAUUUUUUCCAUCACAAGUUCACAACUCCUGAAGACUCUAAAAUAAUGAAAUGGAGGUUACACUGAUCACUAAGACUUUUGAAUUGAAGACCAUGACCUCCAUGAUCCUGUUUCUGUCUGCUACUGUAUGAGGCCUGAUUAGUCAAGAACAGGUUCCUUGAGUCUUAACUACUGGUAUCAUCUUGUAGCGCAGUAUUGGCUUAAGGUAACGUGGUCUCAACAGAUUUCUACCCUCUCAGAAGUCCUAAUUAUAGUGUGUUAUACCAGAAUAAAAAUGAAUGAAAGAAAGAAAGGCUCAAACCAACAUUAGUUGUACACUCAAUAGUGCCUUCAUGAAUCAUUCAUCCCACCCUGGUUCCAGCAGUUGUUCGGAUUAUUUAAACAAUGUCUGUAUUUUAAACUUUUAAAGCUGCCAGCUUUCCUUUUAUAUUUGGGUUCUUUCCUUUAUCUUUUUUUUUUUUUUUUUUGUAUCAAUUGUCUCAAAGCAUUUCAAAUAAACUACUGUCUGUGAGACCA